This is a messenger RNA of Ornithodoros turicata, 922 nucleotides long. RefSeq names its product OCIA domain-containing protein 1-like (gene asrij). Gene Ontology annotation, cellular component: endosome. The transcript has 8 exons. NCBI's taxonomy places the organism in Eukaryota, Metazoa, Arthropoda, Arachnida, Ixodida, Argasidae. The coding region runs from base 24 to 842 and encodes 272 amino acids. The record is from RefSeq and is a predicted model, not a curated record.
UUCGCGAUAACGCAGAGGGCAAAAUGGCGGCGCCGAGUGAUGUUGUUGCUCCUGAGCUUGGAGGAACCGGCUAUGAUGCUCAACAGCGAAGACCUGGAGCGCAAUAUAGGAUUACAAUGGAAGAGAUGCGAGCCAUUAAGGACUGCAAUAGAGAAAGCUUUUAUUACAGGUGCCUUCCCUUUGCUUCUGCAGCCAUGCUCACUGUACAUUAUGCAGUCAAAGUUGGCUACCUGAGCCCGCAUCCAAGGCUAGGCUCAUCCAUAAAAGUUAUAGGGGCCGGCUUCGUCGGCUGGCUAGUCGGAAAACUUUCCUACCAGAGGAAAUGCGAGGAAAAAUUGAUGGCGCUGCCCGGAAGCGCCAUCGGAGAAGCUCUCCGACGUAAAUACGGGCUGGCCACUCCCGAAGGCUUCUCAGAUUCUCAAGCUCCUAAGUCAUUUGACUUUCCAUCGUCCGAGUCUGGGUACUCUGUACUAAACGCCAGCCCGUCAUCGGGAUCUCUUAAUCUGGACGUGGAAAAAAAUGUCCAUUAUCAGGGCUUGGACGACAGCCAGCGACCCUCACUAGACAACGAACCUGUGUCUGCGGAGAGUGAAAUUCCUCCGGCAGCCAAGUCCAGCACGUCUUACGACGAACUGCGUAGGAGAAACAGAGAGGAAUACGAGCGUCGGCAGAUGGGCCCCAAGCACCCGCCUGCACAGCCCCCUUCUCCUCCCACCUACCGUAUGCCACCCAGUAACGAACAAUCGCAAGCAUCGUCCGGUAGCAGGAGCACUCCAUCUACGGUUCCCGCAAGAAGCACAGGUAACAAAAAGAACGAAUAUGGAGACACUUGGGACGAGUGAUAGGCAACAUUUGUUGGUCUUGAUCUUUUUGGCCUGUUGUAGAUUACACGAAAAAAUUAAAGGGUUCAUCAAGCUUUCAA